AUGGCACCUGUUCAAAGCAGCCCAAGAUUACCUUUAGAACACAUGACAUCGAAAAAGACUUCUUCUCCCUACCAUUCCCAACCAGGCCCCGACAUGGUUCAACUGAAGCAGGUAGUGAAGAUCGUCCGCAAAGGAUAUUCUUUAUCUGAGCCUCCCGUGGUAAAUGAGCCUUCUGGGCCUUCUCAGUCUUGCUUUUCCAGCGAUGAGCGUACAGAGAACGCUCAGGCGGUAGAUGAGAAUGACAGUCUGCAAUGCUCUUAUAAUUGUCAUAUUAUUCCGAAAAGUUCUCAAGUUCGAAGGUCCGGCUCACAUAAAAGUCGGGUGGUGUUGAUGCACAUGAAUAAGGAGCGCACUUCGCCUCGGAAUAUAUAG
Penicillium vulpinum is the source of this 372-nucleotide messenger RNA. RefSeq lists its product as uncharacterized. The transcript has 2 exons. Bases 1 to 372 code for a protein of 123 amino acids. The record is from RefSeq and is a predicted model, not a curated record. NCBI's taxonomy places the organism in Eukaryota, Fungi, Ascomycota, Eurotiomycetes, Eurotiales, Aspergillaceae.